UUAAAGACUAAUUCAGCUCUGUACUUUCAUUUGAGAGGAUCUUCCUCCCUCUCUCUCUGUUUGUGUGUGUGUAUAUAUAUAUUGUGCGGCUUCUGGCAGUGGCACCAUUGGAAGAACCAAAACCAGAGCAAGUAAAUAAAUGGCUAGGAAGAGAAAGCCCAGUGAAGGAGCUGAGGAUAACAACUCUGAACAAGGAAACUUGGCCUGCUGGGAUGAGGAGAUGGUAAAGGAGACUGCUGAAGCUGCAGCACUGGGCGCAGCCCGGCGAGCUCGAAAGAGAUUUGUUGGGGUUAGGCAAAGGCCAUCAGGCAGAUGGGUGGCUGAGAUAAAGGACACCAUUCACAAGAUCAGGGUGUGGUUAGGCACUUUUGACACAGCAGAAGAAGCGGCAAGGGCCUAUGAUGAGGCUGCUUGCCUGCUUCGAGGCGCCAACACUCGCACAAAUUUCUGGUCGCCUUCUCCUACAUAUUCUUCAACUCCAGCCCUUCCCUCUAAGAUCACUAACCUUCUCCUCCAUAGGCUUAAAGCAACAAACAAUUCUUUAGUUGCUUCAUCUACUACUACUGCACUACCUAUUAGCCAACACCAGAAACAGGCAUUCAGAGACGAAGUACCUGACCUUUCAGAUAUUUCUGAUGCUCAAUUCACUGAUUUCCUGAAUGAUCCUGAAGACUACUCCAUUGACAACAUGAUCACCAACACUGGUAUUAAUACUGAUGAUUACACAACUACAAGUUUUGAGUCGUGUUUAACUGAUAAAGAGAAGCCGGAUUUUGAGCAUGCCUGCAGUGAUCCAGCAGAGUCAUAUAGUGUUGAUGGAAAUCGUGGAGCGGGAGAAAUAGAAGAUGACGAAGAAGAGGGGAGUGAUCUAGGGGUUGGGGAUUUGCAGUUUGUAGAUGAAGUUGGAUCACCAUGUUACUACUCUCCUUUUGAGAUUGCUGAAGAGAUAGCAGAACCUCUGGAACAGGAUUUUUGUGGGGAUGAACCAUCCUCCAUGCUUGGAGAGGCAAUGAAGAGGAUGAAAUAUGAGCGCAAGUUCUCAGCUUCGCUCUAUGCAUUCAAUGGUAUACCGGAGUGUCUAAGGUUGAAGCUUGGCUCGAAGAGUGUCAACCCCAGAGGAUAUUCUGAUCACUUGACCAGUCUCAGGAAUGCAUGUAACAAGAAGCAAGAGGAGAUGAUAUUGGAAGGCAAAACAAACGAACAGGAGGAAGGUGAACAAAGUUCAACUAUGGAAAUGGGAUCGUCUGAUGGUGAGCUCUCACUCUGGAGCUCCCUUGACCUCCCACCUAUCUGUUUUGUUAAUUGACUAGUAGACAUUUCAUGAUCUAAUGGAUGAGCUAACAAAGAUAAUUAAAUGCUCUAUCUUGUGCUAAUGUUUCCUUUCAACAUAGAAGGCGGCAAUCCUACUUAGGGUCUGGAUUGCAUGUAACUUUACUUUACAUGUUCAAGAGAUUUUAUCAAUUGGGACUGAGGGGAAGCAAGGAUCAUUUAUCUGAUGGCAAUAGAUGUGAUAAAGAGUUGGAAAAUUUGAGGCUUCUAGCUCUACAGCUCCAGGAUUUAAUUUUCAACAAUAAAUAUCAUCAACUGCCCUGUUCUGCAUACCACUUUCCUGGGAUUAUUGCCACUUUCUUUUUGUUGUAUACUGGGAGAAUCUCAAGACAGAAAAUAGUUCUUUAGAAACUCUCAUUGGCUAUACUAAUAGGUUACUCAAGUUUUCAUAUAUA
Molecule: messenger RNA, 1724 nt
Organism: Diospyros lotus (date-plum)
Lineage: Eukaryota; Viridiplantae; Streptophyta; Magnoliopsida; Ericales; Ebenaceae
Product: ethylene-responsive transcription factor ERN1-like
Exons: 1
Coding region: 140-1306 (388 amino acids)
Biological process (GO): regulation of DNA-templated transcription
Molecular function (GO): DNA-binding transcription factor activity; DNA binding
Source: RefSeq, a predicted model, not a curated record